This is a messenger RNA of Alosa sapidissima (American shad), 1409 nucleotides long. RefSeq names its product 5-hydroxytryptamine receptor 3C. Bases 34 to 891 code for a protein of 285 amino acids. The record is from RefSeq and is a predicted model, not a curated record. Gene Ontology annotation, cellular component: synapse; neuron projection; membrane. The transcript has 5 exons. Gene Ontology annotation, molecular function: transmembrane signaling receptor activity; extracellular ligand-gated monoatomic ion channel activity; neurotransmitter receptor activity. Gene Ontology annotation, biological process: regulation of membrane potential; nervous system process; chemical synaptic transmission. NCBI's taxonomy places the organism in Eukaryota, Metazoa, Chordata, Actinopteri, Clupeiformes, Clupeidae.
CGUGUGUGUGUGUGUGUGUGUGUCAGUACAGAGAUGGAGGCGGGUAUGAAGGAGAGCCCCUAUGCCCAGCUCGUGCCCAGUGGCAUCGUGUACACCAGCGACAGCUACAGGAUGACCACCUCCUGCAAGAUGGACCUUCACAAGUUCCCCUUCGACACGCAAAGAUGCACCAUCACUCUCAUAUCAUACAUCUACACCAUUGAGGAGCUCCGUCUCUUCUCGUCCUACAAUGCGUCCACCGUCACAGAAAACUCCCGCAAGAUGUUCCAGUCGCAGGGCGAGUGGGACCUCGUCAACGUCGACAUCACCAGAGUCAACCUCACCAUUGGUCGCUUCGUCUGGGACCAGGUGGUGUACACGUUCAUCAUCAGGCGGAGGCCGCUCCUCUACGUGGUCAUCUUUGUGGUUCCUGUGUUCUACUUCCUGGUUCUGGACCUAAUGUCCUUCUUCAUCAGCGGGUCCGGAGGGGAGAAGCUGAGCUUCAAGGUCACCGUGCUGCUGGCCAUCUCUGUCCUGCUGCUCAUCCUGCACGACAUGCUGCCCUCCACCGACCAAAACAUGCCCCUGAUUGGGAUCUACUGUUUGGGGAUCUUCACGUCUGUGGCCUUGAGUCUGCUGGAGACCAUCCUGGUGAGUUUCAUCAUGCGGACGACCACUCAGAGAGGACAAAGAGCAGUGACUUCAGCAGUGACAUCAGAUACACCAGCAGACACACGCAUCAGCCAGCAGGGUGUGGACGUCCUGACUGUAGCUCAGGUGUGUGAGGCGGAUCACCUGUCGAGCGUCUGUCUGCUGCGUCAGAUUCUUCAGGAGCUGCGGCUCCAGCGAGGACACACCCCGUCUGAGGACACACACCUCCCUGAGGCGAGACGUGUGUGUGUGCGCGUGUGAAGAGCCUGGCCAAGUGCAUUAAUGCGGCCUACUUCCUGUGCUACCUGUUGAGUGUGACGGUUUUCCUGCUGGUGACGGGACACAAGUGGUUCUACUGACCGGUGGUUCUGAGCCGUGGCCAGCUUCUCUUUGUCCUCCAACAUGGCGCUCCAGAGUGGUGGCUCUGGGUCAGUCUUUACCCUAACAAAACAUAGCUGCACUGCAGUCUUUACCCUUACAAAACAUAUAGCUGCACUUAUGGGUCAGUUUUAGCUCAGGGUCAGUCUUUACCCUUACAAAACAUAGAUGCACUGGGUCAGUCUUUACCCUUACAAAACAUAGCUGCACUGGGUCAGUCUUUACCCUUACAAAACAUAGCUGCACUUAUGGGUCAGUCUUUACCCUUACAAAACAUAGCUGCACUUAUGGGUCAGUUUUACUGCAGUUUUUCUGAAGUAUAAUUGCCCAGUGCUCUCUGUUCCUGGGAUAGUUUAGGCUCUUUCAAGAGGGGUAUAAUAUCUGCUCAACAUGCACUUAGU